This is a messenger RNA of Lytechinus pictus (painted urchin), 1695 nucleotides long. Its product is annotated as toll-like receptor 13. Gene Ontology annotation, molecular function: protein binding. The transcript has 3 exons. Gene Ontology annotation, biological process: signal transduction. The record is from RefSeq and is a predicted model, not a curated record. The coding region runs from base 1 to 1695 and encodes 564 amino acids. NCBI's taxonomy places the organism in Eukaryota, Metazoa, Echinodermata, Echinoidea, Temnopleuroida, Toxopneustidae.
AUGUGUGUGCUAUUCUUUCUAUCUGGAGGAUUGUCUGUGAAUGAUGGUGCAUCAGGAAGAAAUGUAUUAGGAAACUGGAGCUUGGUCUCUUCAAGUGGGUGCGGGCUCGUUAACACCAGCCAUGGUGUCUAUGCUAACUGCCAAUGGCGUGGUCUUCAAUCUAUUCCUCAGGACCUUCCACACAACACAAUAUCACUUGAUCUCAACUACAACCUCAUAAGAACCCUCUACAAUGAUUCUUUUACCUAUCUUCCAGACAUCAUCACACUUAUACUCAAAGACAAUCAGAUCACGUUGAUAGAAGAUGGCACCUUUCAGCCUCUGGGUAAUCUCAAAGAACUAACACUGGAGAAUAACAAAUUAAUGUAUCUACCAACAGGUUUGCUUCAUGCCAAUAAACUUCUAUCAGCUCUCAGCCUUCGUAAUAACAAACUGACCUCAGUCCCUACAGAUUCUUUGCCAUGCUUUCCAAAGAUACAACUCAUACAUUUAAAAGAUAACAUGCUGAGCUCUAUUCCAGAGUUUGUGUUUUGGGACUUAAGUGGGAAUUACCUUGAUAUGUUAGAUGCAGGAACUUUCAAACCCUUAAAGAGACUUGAAAUGUUGUUCCUUUCUCAGUCAGCUAUUAAAGUACUAAUACCUGGUGUCUUUGACAGCCUGACUUCUCUCAAAACACUUGAUCUUAGCAACAAUGAUAUCUCAUCAGUUUCUGGAAACCUAUUUAUAAGUCAGACUCAGCUUCAUGUUUUGAAAAUAAACUCAAACAAACUUUAUUCGAUUCCUAUAUCUCUUUUCAAGAGAACCCAAAACCUGUACAAACUUUACAUGGAAAAUAAUAAAAUCUCCAAAAUAGAGCAAGGAACAAUAUUUCCUAUUAACAUCACAAUGGAUGUUUCUGGAAAUCCAUUCACCUGCACAUGUGAGUUGAGCUGGUUUGUGAAGUGGCUCCGUUCAAGCAAUAGUGAACUCAGUCAUCCCAAUGACACGCUGUGCUCACGUUCUUCCUUCAAGGACAUGGUGAAAUCACCAAUCCUGUCAUUUGAUCCUGAUCAAUACUGUGGAAUCAAUAUCCUCCUAAUAACAAGUGUGUCUUUGACAGCUCUUCUGGUUGCAGCUUUUGCCUUGUUUGCAUACUGGAAACGAUGGUGGUUCAACUACAAGGUGUUCCUUCUUAGACUAGCCAUCUGUGGCUACAAGGAAAUGGUCCAGGACUUUGAGGACCAGGACUAUGAAUUUCAGCUCAACCUGAUGUACCAAGAGGAAGACCAGGAAUGGGUGGAUGAUGUCAUGAAGCCAGUUUUACAGGAAAGGUUUCCACAUCUUGAUAGAGUGGUCUAUGGUGACGAUGACCUCCACCUCGGGAUGUUCUACAUCAAUGCUCUCCAUUAUGCUGUUGAGAACAGUUUCAAGACUGUCCUCCUGCUAAGCAACAAUUCUGUGCGUGAAGCUUGGUUUAUUACCAAGGUACGUAUAGCCCUUGAAGAACUAAAUGACAGCAGACUGGACAAGAUCAUACUGUUUUUCCUGGAGGAUAUCAAUGAUGAUGAUCUGCCAUACCUGGUCCGACUAUUCCUUAGUAAGGACAAACCUUAUAUGUUGUGGACAGAUGAUGAAGAUGGCCAGGAACUAUUCUGGGCUCAGUUUGAGAAGAGUAUGAGAGCAAAUAGGGAACUCAAUAGUGUUAUCCCUAUAUGA